Molecule: messenger RNA, 694 nt
Organism: Rubroshorea leprosula
Lineage: Eukaryota; Viridiplantae; Streptophyta; Magnoliopsida; Malvales; Dipterocarpaceae
Source: the annotation of a GenBank genome assembly
GACGCCGUACAUUUGUGAACAUUUGUGAAAGGAUCCCACAAAUGCACAAGGCGAACCCAAGAGUCUGGGUUCACGAGGAACCCAGCUCACGGGUUCACACCCAACAGCUUGGGUUCCUCGCAAACCCAGCUCGUGGGUUCGCACCCAGGAGCCUGGGUUCGCGAGGUGCGAACCCACACUCUGGGUUCGUGAGGAACCCAGCUAGCGGGUUCGCACCCAGCGUCUUGGGUUCCUCGCGAACCCAGCUCGUGGGUUCGCACCUAAGAGCCUGGGUUCGCAACCAGCUUGCGGGUUCGCACCCAGGAGCUGGCCUCCUCACUGCCGCCAAUUACAACAACCUCGGCCAGUGCGAGACCCUCGACGACAUCAAGAUGCACCUUUCCGCUACUGAAUACGGGCCUUAUCUCCAGAAUGUGCACGAUCAUGAAUUGAGUAUUGAGCUGAGUGUGAUGAGGUCGAAUGGUGUUUAAUUGUAGCAGGAGAGAGUUAUGCCUGAUGUAAUUCGAUGUUUUGUGUUUUUUCUGGAUAUGUAAUGCCCUGUUUGUUCGUUAUGGCUGCCUUUUAGGUUUUGCGAACUCAGGCUCUUAGGUUUGCCUAGAGGUAAAAGAAAAAAAAAAGAAAAAAAAAGGUUGGAGGAAGGAGAAGCCGGGAAAGAAGAUGAGGGUAUUUCAGUAAUUAAAAUUAAAAUUUUGCA